Sclerotinia sclerotiorum 1980 UF-70 is the source of this 111-nucleotide messenger RNA. RefSeq lists its product with no specific name. NCBI's taxonomy places the organism in Eukaryota, Fungi, Ascomycota, Leotiomycetes, Helotiales, Sclerotiniaceae. Bases 1 to 111 code for a protein of 36 amino acids. The record is from RefSeq and is a predicted model, not a curated record. The transcript has a single exon.
AUGGCAAGUCGCAUCAUUAAGAGGAAGUUAGCGCGUGAAACCUACGAUUCGCUCCCAGCUACUCAAAAUCGCUCGCCUCACCAAGACCAAAACGGUUAUACGAGCCAGUAG